Molecule: messenger RNA, 3570 nt
Organism: Orbicella faveolata
Lineage: Eukaryota; Metazoa; Cnidaria; Anthozoa; Scleractinia; Merulinidae
Biological process (GO): centrosome cycle; regulation of Golgi organization; positive regulation of microtubule nucleation
Cellular component (GO): centrosome; Golgi apparatus
Molecular function (GO): molecular adaptor activity
Source: RefSeq, a predicted model, not a curated record
CAAAAUAACUAAAAACCCGUGACUGAGAUCCUUUACGAUCCUUUAUGCGAAUUCAAUCUUAACUUCCUAAUGGGUUCUUGUCAUAUUUGACGUUCUGUUCCAUAAAAUCGAAUUUUUGAGCGCUUCAAAAUUAUCAUUCUAAAGGAAAAUGACAGUGAUCCAUUAAGCUGGACGGUUUUAUCACCAAUCGUUGAUUUGUUUUGUUUUGUUUUGUUUUUUUACAGGAGAUGCAAGAAGAUCAACAGAAGCAACUGAAAGACAUGAAAGAGAACAUUGGAUAUUAUCAGAAGAAAGCUCAGGAACUAGAGGCGUCAAAUAAUUUACUACGGCAACAACUGAUGGACACUGAAGAUCUUAAGAAUUCGCUUGAGCAACAAGUCGAAAACUACAAGAGAAGGCUGAAUAAUCAGGCCUCUUACGGGGAAGAGGAAGUCAAUCUUCUGCGUCAAGAAGUGAACAACCUGAAAGCCAGGCUACAAAGGGCUGGGACACCACGCCGGGAGAGUCCUGGAGUGGGGGCUGGGGCUGAAGAACAGAGAGCCGAUGUACUUCAGCUGCAACAGUUGUUAGAAGCUCAGGUCGCAGAGACAAAGCGACUUAACGACAUCCUGGAUACUGAGCAUGCGCUGUACAGUAACUUGGUGCAUGUGGUCCAGAAUGCACAGCAAGGAGGAGCCAGCCACGAAGCAAACAUCCAAGACGAGAUGCAGGCGCUGAAAUCUCUCCGCGCACAGCUUGAGGAAGGAAUCCGCUUAAACGACUCACUACGGGCUCAACUCCACGACAAACUAGCUUCCAGUAAAACGACGAGCCCACAUCCGGCAUCUCCUUAUGACGCUGCUUACCAGAGGGAAAUACAAGAACUCAAAUCGAGGCUUGAAGAUAGUGAACGCUGGAAUGCUUCAUUGCAGUCUCGGUUGAAUGAGCUACAGCCGCGGGUCAGUGGUGUUGGAGGUUCAAGUGGUCGAGACAGUGGAGACGGAGGGUCGGGUUCACCCUCAAAGGUUCAUAGACUGGAACAGCAAGUAGAAAAGUUAAAGGAACAACUGAAACAGAGCAGUCAGCUGAAUAUCAGGCUCAAGAACCAACUGGAUGAAGUGAACGCUUUAAAUAUGCAGACACUAGCGGACAAGGAUGACAUGAUAAGAGACUUGACUCGGCAAAUAGAGGAUCUACAAACACAGUUAGACAACACACAGCAAACAUUCAGCGAGCUCGAAAAAAGACUCACCGACGCCAACACAAAACUAGAAUUCUAUGCUUCAAGUUUAAAUGGCAGUCAUGAUGAGACACUUCUUGAGCGAGAACAGGAAUUGGAGAUGUUAAGACAAGAGCUUGAUGAGCUGCGUCGGCUCCAGUCACGUGAUGAGCGUAUCGGCUCAGAUAUGGCCGCGCAGACUUCACCGUCGAGGGACUGGGCUCGUGCGUCGAGUGAUAAAAUGAAGGACCUGGAGAGGAGAUUUGAAGAGAGUCUUCAAACGACUGAACAGUACAAGAACAUUUUGGACGAGAAAGAGAUGGAACUACAGCAGUUAAAGCUCAGGGAGGCGGCAAGGGCUAAGGAGAAUUCUGAAGCGAAAUCACGUGAAACGGCGGAAAUCCAGAGACUUCGUGACGAGUAUGAAUCGGGUAUAAAAACAAACAGAGAACUCAAAAGGCUUCUGGAAAGCGAACGAGAAAAAGGCCACGAGAGAUCAACAACACCUGAUGGAGUUUUGGAAUUACGACUGCAACUCGACGAAUCCUUACAGAGGAACGACGAGCUUCAACGACAACUGAACGAAAGUGCCCGAUCGGACGAAGAAGUGAUCCGACUCAGGCACGAACUUCAAAAUGCUACUCAGAUAAAUGAUUCGCUGGGAUCGCGAAUACGAGACUUGAACGAAUCUAUUUCCAAGAUGAAGGGUGUGAGAAACGAGGCAGUGAAGCUACAGAAAGAGCUGAAAGACGCACAGCGUUUGAAUAAAACGCUCACUGAUCAGCUCAAAGAGACAAGAAAAUCAGCGGAGGAAAUUGGGCGAGUACAGCGUGAGCUGAGAGAAGCGAAAAUGAUGAAUGAGCAACUCGGCAAACAACUCGCUGAACUUCUUAAUCACUCAGCAAAAAUGAAGAGUCAAAUUGAAAAAUUUCAGCAUGAACUCCAAGAAAAAGACAAAGUGAUCGAGACGUUACAGCUUAGACUACAGUCCAAAGCAGACAUGCACUCAGUAGCACUGUCUCCUUUUUCUUCUCCGUCCAAACGCUUUGUAGAAACACAGACUAGUCCACGCCAGGGACCACGUGCCUCUUCACCAGGAAGCGAGUCUUCCUCUGAAGCCACUGAGAAGCUUCACCAGAUAAACAGGAUGCUGCUGGGCGAGAAUCAGCUACUGAGGAGUAAACUAAAGGACACUGAAAAACUAAACGACACUCUAAGAAACGAGAACGAUAUGUUCUCAAAGAUACAGAGCCAGUCUUCUCAGACGCCAGCGGCAAGUCAGAAGCGGUCUACCAUGGACGAGCUGUUGGCCGGCUUCAUGGCUGAAAUGCGAGAAUUGCGCCUGCGCUUGGAAGAUAGUAUUCGCACUAAUGAUGCAUUGCGGGCGCAGCUGGAGAUGAGGUUGUCGGAGGGGACUGGUGAUAAGAGUGCUGGCAGUGUUCCUGAUGAGAUCAUUCUGAUUCGUGAGAAUGACACUCUGCGGACUGAACUGCUGGAGAAAGAUCGAGCCAACGAGAAACUGAAAAGAAUCAUUAGCGAAUUGAAACAAGAGCAAACCAGAGACAAAGAACAGAUUAACCUUGUCCGCCAACAACUGCUAGAGAGCAGCAAAGUAUCAGAAAACCUCAGAAAAGAGCUGAGUGUAUACGAAAAGCUCUAUAAACUAUCUCUUGAAGGCAGGAACAUGGAAGUACAGACAGAGGGUCAAAGCUACGGCAGUGAAGGACCUCGAAGUCCUAACAGCGAACUGCAACAUGACGCCAUGUCCAUGUUAUUGGCUGAAAUACGAAGCUUACGAGUCCAGCUCGAGAAAAGCAUUCAAACCAACAAUGCAUUGCGAGUUAAACUGGAGGAGCAACUCAGUCACGCACUCAGUUCAUCUUCCCAGUCCCCGCCAAGCAGAUCUCAAGUCACGGUCAUCCGUCAGCUCAACUUCUCAGAGGGGAGGGAUGGGGAUGAUGUUGGUUCUGUCAGCUCUGUGAGAGAUCUGGAAAAUGGUAGAAUACCUUCUGAAGGCCAACAAAUCGUGAAUCAGCUUGAAGAGAAGUUAAACUCGAUCAACAAAUUCGCGACUGAAGCCUACAAUAGCAUUAUAUCAAACGCUCAGGUGAUUUUUAAAUGUUAGUUUUCUUUAUGUUUGUGCCUUCUUAGCAUUGUAAUUCUCCCGUUGGUAGUGUAAAUGUUUAUAAGGAAUUUAUCUUGUAAGUACUGUAUUGCAAGUACGUUUGCGUUUGUGGUGCUUUUUUUUCCCUUAGUAUUUUUUUCUUUUUUGUAACCGAUUUGUGUUUAACAAAGUUCAUUAUUUCAAAUUUGCGAACUAGUAUCAGACAAGAAAAACGAACUUAUUCGGCGGUUCAUUUGUAUUUGUAACU